Molecule: messenger RNA, 357 nt
Organism: Priceomyces carsonii
Lineage: Eukaryota; Fungi; Ascomycota; Pichiomycetes; Serinales; Debaryomycetaceae
Exons: 1
Coding region: 1-357 (118 amino acids)
Source: RefSeq, a predicted model, not a curated record
AUGGAGUUUGAUGAUCCUUUACCUCUCAUAGAGAGGGAUGACUCCCUAAUAGAGACGGAAACAGAGUCCGAUUCCAGUUUUUCAAGGAAUUGUGUUUUCUAUGGGUAUUUAAUAUUGUUUGCUUCGUGGAUCAUAUUUCUUAUUUCAAUGAAUAGUAUAUUCAGGAUAUGGCAAUACGUGAUAUUUCCUAUAUCAUUAAGCUCAGAGAGGGUCUACAGGAAGCUAUUUAGCUUAUUGGAAACAGUUGAUUAUUAUGUGUUGAGUGGUUGGAGUGUUUAUGUGGUAGUAUGGUGGUGGUCAGUGUUAUCAUGGUGUGGAUUGAAACUAUUUAGGCAUUCGAAGGGAAUCCUGGGCUAA